GGCACUGGCGGGCCUCCUCCGAGAGGGAGGCUGGAAAUGGCGGCUGGGCGCGGGGGCGCGAGGAGGCGGCGGAGGGCGGCGGCGGCGCCCGCGGACGACGGCGGCGACCAGGCGAGCCUGCCGAGGGCCCCCAGCGGAGCGGCGCCGGGCCCGGGACCCCGCGCCUAGGAGGCCCGCCCCCCGCGCCAAGCACAUGCGAGUGUUGGAAGCCAAAGCCACCAAAGAGGCCGAAAGGAAAUUAAGCAGGGAAUUGGUGCAAGAGGAGGAGGAACAGUUGAUGGAAGAGAAGAGAAAGAGGAAAGACGACAAGAGAAAGAAAGGAGCUGCUCAGAAGAAGGCCACUGAACAAAAAAACAAAGUGUUAGAACCCGCAAAGCCUGGUGCCAGCCAGCCACUCCCUGCUUCAGCCCCUCCUCCCGCGUCUAUAGUCACCGGCAGUAUUAGUGGCAACAAUAAUGCCAAGCGGGCUGUGGGCAACAAUCCGCAAGCGCAGCAGCCAUCUUCACCACGCUACCCACCUCGAGAAGUGCCGCCACGGUUCCGGCACCAGGAGCAGAAGCAACUCUUGAAGCGAGGACAGCCACUGCCGGCGAUUGCUACCAACCUGACGGCGCCAUCUAAAUUGCUGAACAGCCAGGCGGGCGACAACACCGGGACCCGUGAGCAGCCGGUCUCUGACAGCCAAGGACACAGCAGCAGCCAGAAGCAGCCCGAUCUGAACCACAGCACACUUGGAUCCCAUUAUGAGAAUGCUCACUGGGAAAGGAUCUUUUCCAGUAGUGAAUCCAGCACAAACUGGGAUAAAACUGUUGUAGACGGUUCAGAGAAGGAGGCAUGGCCCUCGACCCCCAGCAGUGACUUGCAGCUGGCUUCAGAAUGUAUGGACGCUGAUUCUGCCUCAAAUUCUGGGUCAGAGAGGAACAUUAUUAUGGCCUCACGGGGCCCAAGCAGUGAAGUCAGCCACCUGCAGAACGGCAUUGGACACGCUAAUCAGGCCAAGCUUGUCAGCAGUAGCAACAGCAAUAAUGUGAGCAGCGGAAGCAUUAGUGAGUCAUGGGGCGUGUCUCUGGGUGCCUUGAUGAGCCCCUGUCCCCUUUCAGCAGAUGCUUCCAAUGGCAUCCCUGAAAGUAGCAACAAUAGAGUGAAUGCUUGGGGCACCCCCAGUUCAGCCAAUGAAGAAUUAAAUUCCAGCACUUUGACGUCCAAUGGCCACGGUGGUGCCUGGCCAGUCUUGGAGAGCAGCGGGCAUGCCCUAAAAGGGUCCCGAGGAAGCGGCAGCUGCGGCACAGGUGCCGUUCAGAUGGUGAACAAUCAGAGUGUGAACUCUAGCCUUGCCAGCUCCUGGGGCAGCCUCCAGGAAAACUGUGAUUCCCAACUCAAUGGUACAAGGAAACUUUCACGAAGUGGGCAGCCUCAGAACCCGAACCACGAAGUGAAUGGACCAAAUAAGAACACUACUAACUUUAUGACCUCUAGUUUACCAAACCCAACUGGUUCAAUGCAGACGACUGAACUGGUUAGUAAUGCAGGGCCCGGGACCUGGGGCCGGAGCGCCAAAAGCAAUCGGCCUCAGCCUCCAGCCUCCCCAGUAACAAACGGCACUUCCAUUUCGCACCUGAGCAAUGGUGACACAAAAAAUGGUGGGGCUCCUGGUACUAGAUGGGGUACCUAUGGCCCUGGUUACUCCCUAGAGACCCGUUCUGACUCAAAUAGCCAAGCUAACAAUGACACUGUGAAUGCAACGCCAAUGCAGCCUGGGCUGAGUAGGACCAGCAGCUCAACCAUGGAAAUAAGUGAGGAUCAGCAGACAGGGACGUGGGAGGUGGCAGGCAUGGGCACUAGCCAGAAUGGGGCCUGGGGGCCUAGAAGUGGAAUGGGCCACGGAGGAGCCCGGAGAGGCUCUGCCCAGAAUGCCAGCUUAGGAGAUGGCGAAUGGAACAAGCUCCCGAGCAGCCAUUCCUCUGAAGCCAGCAGUGGGAAUGGGAAGAUGUUUACCAAUGAAUGGAAAUCUGCCAAGGAGGAGAAGGCGGGUGUGGACCCCCAGUGCUGCGCAGUUCCCCAGGCACUGGAACAGAAUGGUGGGUGGACCAAGGCUGGUUCUGGAGACGGUGACGGCAAUCUCGAGGUCCCCGAGGAGCGCUCCUCCACAGAAGGGGCAAGCCAUGAAAGAAGGAAAAUUGACCAGCAAACACUGCUUCAAAGUAUAGUGAACAGAACAGAUCUGGAUCCACGUGUCCUUUCCAAUUCUGGUUGGGGGCAAACCCCAAUAAAACAAAACACAGCCUGGGAUACAGAGGUGACUCCAAAGGGCGAAAAGAAAGCUGACAAUGGAACAGAAGCCUGGGGGGGUUGUGUGGCCCAAGCCUGCAGUUCAGGGCCAGCUCCGGAGAGGCCCCAUCUCCAUGGGCCCAGUCCUUCCCCUGGGACAAGCUGGGGUGAGCCUAAGUCUGCAAGCAGGUGGGGAGACUCCAGAGGCCCCAGCAGCCAAGGAGGUUGGGAAGAGGGCGCAGCACCCGCCGUGGCCAAGAACAGCCAGUCGUGGAUGACGGGCCAAGAGGUCCGGGCUCCAUCUCUGACCUGGAACGACACAGAGAAGCUCAAGCAGGGAUGGGGAGAAGGGCCCAAAGCCAGCCCCGGAUGGGCUGGCGACGGCUGGGGGGAGAACAUGAGGAACAAUCAUUGGGGAGAGUUGAAGAAGUCCAGUUCUGGCAGUAGCGACAGCGACAGGUCCACCUCCUGCUGGAAAGAGCCUGCUAGAUCGAACUCUGGGCGCUGGGGUGGGGGGAAUGGCGGCAGCACCAAGCCAGGCAGCGCUUCAGGGUGGGAGGAGACCACCAAGCCAAAUCCCAGCCCCGUGUGGGCGGAAUCCCCCAAGCCAAAUCGCUCCCAGAGCUGGGGGGAGCCUUCCAAGCCCUCAGGGUCCCCAGACUGGAGCAAGCAGCAGGAAGCUGCGUGCUGGGGGGGGGCAUCUGUGGCGGCGGCUGCAAGCAAACCGUCAGGUAUGGGAUGGCUGGGGAGACCCAUGCCGGCCCCAGUCAAAGAAGAAGAGCCCACCGGGUGGGAGGAGCCCUCCCCAGAGUCCAUUCGUCGUAAAAUUGAGAUUGAUGACGGAACCUCUGCGUGGGGCGACCCGAGCAAAUACAACUACAAAAACGUGAACAUGUGGAACAAGAACACCCCGAAUCCCGUGGGCCGACCAGACGUGCAAGCGCACCAGCCACGGUUGCCCUCGGCUUCCGCAGCCGGCACGGAGAGCGGGGCUGGCAGUAGCUCCGGUUGGGGAGAACCUCCUCCUGCGCCUGUUACAGUGGAUAAUGGCACAUCAGCAUGGGGUAAACCUGUUGACUCUGGUCCAAGCUGGGGAGAGCCUGUCGGUGAUGCCAUCGGUGCCAGUAGCUGGGGAAAUGCUUCUGGCGGGCAACAGGCGUCUAAUAAAGCAGCAGGACCUAAGUCUAUGCAAGUUCCCGAUGGCUGGUGUGGGGGUGAUAUGCCUUUGACGGGGAAUCCUCCAACCAGCUGGGAGGAAGAGGAGGAUGUGGAGAUAGGCGUGUGGAACAGCAACUCUGCUCAAGAUGCUGCUGCGCCUUUGCACUGGCCCCCGUGCUCAAAAAAGAUGCCUUCAAAGGGAACAAUGAAAAGUGGAAAUAAGCAAGAUGAAAUGUGGAUAAAUCCCUUCGUGAAGCAGUUUGCCAAUCUUGGGUUCCCUAGAGACUUGCCAGAAGAAAUGAUGCAGAGCAAUAAGAUAGAGCUAUCUGGAGGAAUCUUGCCUGACAAGCGGAUGGAGCUGGAGAAGCAUAACCUGAAUGUUGGUGAAGGCAGCCGGGCGAUUGGGAAAAGUCCUGGCUCCCGUCCCCAGAUUGCCAAAGAGUCUUCCAUGGACAGAAGUCCUUAUUUCGAUAAGGAUGGCCUGGUAGCCGACGAUUCCCCAAACAUGCAGUUCAUGCCCAGUCAGAAUGGGAAGUUUCCCCCUUCCAACAGUGCACUACCUAACCACGUCCUCAGCUCCCUAACGGGGCUGAGCGUGCAAAGCUUGAAUUCUGUUAGACAGAACGGCAAUCCCAGCCCCUUUGGAAAUCUCACAGCACAAGCCCGGACGAUGCAGCCAUCUCCAGCACAGCCUCCUCUUCACUCCUCUCAGUCCAACCCCCGCGCUCAAGUGCCUCCUCCAUUACUCUCCCCUCAGGUUCCAGUAUCCUUGCUGAAGUAUGCACCAAACACCGGGGGCCUGAGCUCACUCUUUGGCCCACAACAAGUAGCCAUGUUGAACCAACUCUCCCAGUUGAACCAACUCUCCCAGUUACAGCGAUUGCUGGCCCAGCAGAGGAAAGUGCAGGGCCAGAGGAACACGCCUGCAAAUGGCCGCCAGGAGCAGCAGCAGCAGCAGCAGCAGAAUCGCCCUCUUAAUAUGCAGCAACAAAUGAUGCCACCAUCUUGUCAGCUCGAUCCAAGUCUGCUGAUGAAGCAGCAGGUGCCUCCAUCACAACAGCAAUUCCAUCAGACAGCCAUAAAAUCUUUCCUGGAGAAUGUUGUUCCCCAUGCUAACCAAGAGUUGCAGAAGGGGCCAUCUCAAAUCAACGCAUUCAGCAACUUUCCUAUAGGAAUGAACGCAAACUUGAAUGUAAAUAUGGAUAUGGGCAGUAUUAAGGAGCCGCAGUCCCGGCUGAGAAAGUGGACAACUGUGGACAGUAUUUCCGCCAACACAUCUCUGGAUCAGAAUGCCAGCAAAAAUGGUGCUAUUUCCAGUGGCUUUAGAAUGGAGGAGACGUCGUCCUUUGUUCCCUACGACUUCAUGAGCAGUAGUAACUCACCAGCCAGCCCACCUGGAUCUGUGGGGGAUGGCUGGCCACGUGCCAAAUCACCAAACGGUUCAAGCAGUGUCAACUGGCCACCAGAAUUUCGCCCUGGUGAGCCGUGGAAAGGUUAUCCAAACAUUGACCCAGAAACUGACCCUUACGUUACUCCUGGCAGCGUCACAAACAGCCUGUCAAUUAACACUGUGCGGGAGGCUGACCACCUCAGGGACAGGAACAGCGGGUCAUCCUCAGCUCUGAACACCACGCUGCCUUCAACUAGUGCCUGGUCAUCCAUUCGUGCCUCCAACUACAAUGUUUCCCUCAACAGUACAGCACAAAGCACUUCUUCAGCCAGAAACAGUGACUCCAAAUCCACUUGGUCUCCUGCUUCCGUUAACAACACCUCUCUGGCCCAUGAGCUAUGGAAGGUCCCUCUGCCACCCAAGAGCAUCACGGCUCCAUCACGGCCGCCCCCUGGACUGACCGGGCAGAAGCUGUCUCUGCCCACGUGGGACAACUCUGUACGAUUUGGGGGUGGCUGGAGCCAUUCGGAAGCCAGAUACACCCCUGGUUCCAGUUGGAAUGAGAAUAGCAGCUCAGGGAGAAUCACCAACUGUCUCGUCCUGAAGAACCUCACACCUCAGAUUGAUGGCUCCACUCUGCGGACCCUCUGCAUGCAGCACGGGCCCCUGAUCACAUUCCACCUGAACCUCCCCCAUGGCAACGCUUUAGUCCGGUACAGCUCAAAAGAAGAGGUGAUGAAGGCACAAAAAUCCCUCCACAUGUGCGUCCUCGGGAACACUACAAUUCUGGCUGAGUUUGCCAGCGAAGAGGAGAUUAGCCGCUUCUUUGCACAAGGCCCGUCUCUGACCCCAACCCCCGCCUGGCAAUCUCUGGGCACCAGCCAGACCCGCCUGGGGACCAUGGACAGCCCCCACGCAUUCUCCAACCGCAGUGACCUGACCCCUCCCUGGAGCGGUCCUGGGCUUUCAGGAACAAGCAGUGGGGACCUCCACGGCACCUCCCUCUGGGGCAGCCCCAACUAUUCCACCAGCCUCUGGGGCUCCCUGGGCGGCAACGACACCAGGGGCCUUGGCAGCCCCUCCCCACUCAAUGCGUUUCUCUCCGUUGACCAUCUGGGGGCCGGGGGAGAGUCCAUGUAACCUUGUUUAGGUGUGAAAAACUGACCUCAAAGCAGCACUAAAUUUGGAUUCCCCCCCUCCCCACCUGCAGCCUCUAGGGGUCAACUGUGGAAAUGGUUACGUCGUGCACAUUUUUCCUCUUUGUUUUAGCCCAAAACAUACCAGUUUGAAUACUUGAAUCAUGCAGGCCAAUAUUAUAAUGUGAAAAGUGAAAAGAUUUACAUUUCCAGGUAGUACAUUGCAUAAUUCAGCCAGUUUCCUACAUAAGAUCAUCAGUUAACUUGCUUGUUUUCCUUGAUUUUUUUUUCCCCCCCCUUUGGCGACUUGCUGAAAAUGUUGGAGGUUGAGCUUUUUAAGCUUUGCACAGACUUGGUCCUUCUUGUAUGAAUGGUAGCGGUGGCAGCUCCUCUCCUCCCCCCCCCCCCGGGCAAUGUUUUGUGGUGGGCAGGCAAGGGGGUGUCUGCUUUGGGUCGGGACGAGCCCCGCUGCCCCUGCGGGUCUGCCUGCCUGGCCACUCGGCACCAGGUGGCCGUCCGUGGUGCCAAACGGCCGGGGCGAAGUCUCUGCCAGGAUGACGGGCAAAAAACGUGUUGCACCUGCCGGCUCCUGUGGAAUCGGGCGGACGGAGCCGAGCAGUUCCUGACGCUGCACACCCAGCAGCCGCCUGGCUGGUGCCCUGCACUUUCAAGAGGCGUUUGGCUUUUGUCUUUUAUUUGGGGGGGGGGGCUCCUGUUGGGCCACUGCCUUGUUUACAGAAGUUUUUUCUUUCUCUUUUUUUUUUAAGAAACAAUGUUUACUCUUCUUCCAUCACUUAGCUAUUUUUUAAAAAAACAAAAGAUGUGGAUGAUAAAGAUGCUUCCUCUUGAUCUCUGGGAAUCACGGGCCGUGCGCGGCCACGUUCCACUUGUUUUUUCUAUCCCCCUCCCGAUCCAAGAGCCUGGCUCUCAGGAAAACGAAGGUCCCCAGUAGAGCUCCUUGUCGUUUCUUAUAGGAAAAUAACUUUUAGCACUGAUUAUUACUUGCUCGGUAAAAUGACUUCUGCCAAAAAUUGCUUCGAUUCGCUGGAGUUUGACAUUCUGUGCUUUCUGAUGCUGUCUUUUUAAUAGUGCGGGCGGGGGGAAGAGGGGGGGGGCUUGGCUGGUAAACUGUAGUUCCCUCUUUUCGUAAAGCCCACCCCGGCUCCCCCCUUCCCGCCCCCCCCCCGUUGUGCCAUUGAUGCUCUUCCUGCUCUUGUGACUGUGUUUCAUGUUUAACCUUAAAGCUGAAGUAACUAUGCAGACUGUAACCAAGGAUUUGGAAUUACAGAACUUUGUUGUAUAAAUUUUAAAUGUUUAAAGUUCCUGCAAAUACUUUUCUUGUGAAAGUGUUAAACUCCAUCUUCCUUUUUUGCCACAAAUGGUAUUAUCUGAUGCUUGUUUAGUCGGAGAAUGAAAUGCUAAACAAGGAUAAAAAAAAAAAAAACCUUUUAACUGUGCCGAAAGAUGCUCUCAUUUCAUUGCCUUGAUUCUAACUGUUGUGUCUGAAGAUGCAAAAGUUGUCAGUGGCUUUUUAACUGUUUACAAAUAGUGUGUGAUUGUAAAAUGUACAGUUUGGGUUGUGUUCAAAUUAUGAAGCUUCUCCAGAUAUUAAUAAAUCAUGACUUUGGGGGCUGCUUA
Molecule: messenger RNA, 7590 nt
Organism: Crotalus tigris (Tiger rattlesnake)
Lineage: Eukaryota; Metazoa; Chordata; Lepidosauria; Squamata; Viperidae
Gene: TNRC6A
Product: trinucleotide repeat containing adaptor 6A
Exons: 24
Coding region: 194-5956 (1920 amino acids)
Biological process (GO): miRNA-mediated post-transcriptional gene silencing; positive regulation of nuclear-transcribed mRNA poly(A) tail shortening
Cellular component (GO): P-body; nucleoplasm
Molecular function (GO): RNA binding
Source: RefSeq, a predicted model, not a curated record